This is a messenger RNA of Corylus avellana, 738 nucleotides long. Its product is annotated as RmlC-like jelly roll fold protein. NCBI's taxonomy places the organism in Eukaryota, Viridiplantae, Streptophyta, Magnoliopsida, Fagales, Betulaceae. Gene Ontology annotation, cellular component: intracellular anatomical structure. The record is from RefSeq and is a predicted model, not a curated record.
AAAAGUUUUGCAACAACCAUGGUUUCUGCAUCAGAGAUCGUCGCCAAGUUGAAUCUGACGCCCCACCCAGAAGGUGGGUUUUACUACGAAACUUUCAGAGACACCUCCGUCGUCCUCUCCAAGUCUCAGCUCCCCCCGGAGUACAAGGUGGAACGCCCUGUGAGUACAUGCAUUUACUUCCUGCUACCGUCUGGGAGUGUGUCGCACCUCCACCGUAUACCAUGUGCAGAAACCUGGCAUUUCUAUGUGGGAGAACCAAUUACGAUAUUGGAGCUGAAUGAGAAAGACGGGCAUGUGAAGCUAACCCCCCUUGGACCCAAUCUGAUGGAGAAUGAGCAACCGCAGUACACAGUGCCUCCAAACGUUUGGUUUGGUUCGUAUCCUUCGAAGGACGUCACCAUUUCCCCUGAUGGGGCGGUGGUCAAAGCACCUUCAAGGAAUGCUGAAUAUCACUUCUCUCUUGUGGGAUGCACCUGCGCACCUGCCUUUCAGUUUCAGGAUUUUGAGCUCGCAAAACGCUCUGACCUUCUUUCACGCUUCCCGGACAAAGAGCUCCUCAUCUCUUUGCUCACAUAUCCUGACUGAACACCACCCUGCUUUGUUUUUUACCCCUCUCCUGGGUUUUUGUUCUAUACUCAGCAAAAUAAUGCUAGACCAGCUGAUCCAAUCCCUUCCGAGAGAACUUUUUGGAUUGGUCUUGUAUUAAAUCUUCAAUAAAUCUACAAUGCUUACAUUUUA